This is a messenger RNA of Clunio marinus, 2387 nucleotides long. The record is from the annotation of a GenBank genome assembly. Lineage: Eukaryota; Metazoa; Arthropoda; Insecta; Diptera; Chironomidae.
AUUUUCAGCACUGUCGAAGUUCGACUCGACCUUAAAUCUUUAGGCGAAUCAAAAUUAUUAAUUCUGCAAUUAUUGAAGACUAAAGUACUACAAAUAAUAGUAAAAAAUGCUCAUCAAAGAAUUCCGCGUUGUUCUGCCACUGACUGUUGAAGAAUAUCAAGUGGCGCAACUUUACUCCGUUGCUGAAGUAUCGAAAAAUGAAACAGGGGGUGGAGAAGGUAUUGAGGUUCUCAAGAAUGAACCAUUUGACAAUUUCCCUUUAUUGGGUGGAAAGUAUUCAUCUGGUCAGUAUACAUACAAAAUCUACCAUUUGGCUUCAAAAGUACCAGCAAUGAUCCGUCUCGUGGCACCAAAAGGCUCGUUAGAAAUUCACGAGGAAGCAUGGAAUGCUUACCCUUACUGCCGGACAGUCAUUACGAAUCCCAAGUGGAUGAAGGAGAAAUUUACGUUAAUUAUAGAGACACUUCAUGCAAAUGACAUGGGUGAUCAAGAAAAUGUUCAUGAGUUAACUGGCGAGAAGCUUAAAAUUCGUGAAGUCGUCCAAGUUGAUAUUGCCAAUGAUCACAUCGCUCAUGCGGAUUACCGUGAAAGUGAAGAUCCCACCAAAUUCAAAUCGCAAAAAACCGGCCGUGGACCACUCAUUGGACCAGACUGGAGAAAAAAAGUCAAUCCUGUUAUGACAUGCUAUAAGCUCGUAACAUGUGAAUUUAAAUGGUUCGGACUUCAAGGACGAGUAGAAAAUUUUAUUCAAAAGUCAGAGCGGCGACUUUUCACAACUUUCCAUCGACAAGUUUUCUGUUGGAUUGAUCAGUGGCAUGGCCUCACAAUGGAAGACAUUCGCGCGAUUGAAGAAAAGACCAAAGAAGAACUUGACAAGCAAAGGCAGUUGGGUGAAGUGCGAGGCAUGCGAGGCGACGAUGAUUAAAUUUCUUCAUUUAAAUGUUACUCGAAAAGUCAGAGAAAAGUGUGGGUGGGGAAAGGAGUACUAAAACAAGAUCCUAUUAUUUUUAUGAACACAAUUUUUAUAAUUAUUUUCUCUUUGAUUUAGUGUCUCUGAUUUCAAUUUAUUCUUAAUCUUUCUUUUUUCCUUAAUAAUUCCACGAAUUGAAUUAAAUUAUAAUGAAAAAGAAGAAAAAAAAAACACAGAAAAAGUGCAUUUAAUGGGUUUUUGUUGGUGUUUAUGUUCAAUGUUUUGUUUAUUAUUGUCAGAAUUUUUUCGCUUCUGCUUUAUUUUCUUUUUAAAAAUUUAUGUGAAGAAAUAAAUCCUAUGUGGGAUGAAAAUUCAUGUAACCAACGAAAGUUAUAAAAUUUAAAUGAACAGCAAUAUAAUUUUUAAUUUCAAAACUCAGUAAAUUUUUAACAGAAUUUCCUGUUUUCAUGUACAUUAAAACGAACAGCAUAAAGUUUUCUUUAUUGCUGUCCUUCAAAUACCUUUUUGCCUAUAGGAGAGAAUAAUUUAAUUAGUUUCAUAUGCUUCUUUAAUUUUGCAUACAUAAAGAGAAUUUUUCACAAGAGAAAGCAACAAGAAUUUCCAUCAAAUCAGUAUUUUUGCUUGUUACGAAUUUGUUCUCUUUCAAAUUUCAUUUCUGUCUUCGAUAUUUUCAUGACAUCAUUUUGAAGCGUUCAAUAAAUGAUUGUGAAAGAGGGAACGAUAAAUAAAUUAAUUAGAAAAUAUAGAUACAUAAAUGAAAUAGAUAUAUGAAGACAACAUAAAAAGAAUGAAAACUCGUAUAAAUGAUGAACAUGUUAUAUAGUAGAAAUGUUCAUUGAAAGAGAUCAAAAGCUCCAGCAAUUGUCCAGGAAAAAAGAAUUAAAUAAAAUAUUUAAAAAUGGUAUCUAAUAAUUUAAAUAGAAGAGAAAAGAGAUAACAUUGAACUAGAGGUGUUGAAUAGUUUGUAUUUUGUGCUCGAUUUGAGAGUUGCGUUGCUUAACUGUGAGCAGCGGUCAACAGCAGAAUUUUAUAAAUUCUCAAUUCCUAAUUAAACACUGCUCCAAAAUGAUCAGCAAUGGCAUAAAUUAUUAUGCGCACACACAAACACUCACUUAUAUGGUGAAUAGCUGAUGAUAGAUAACAACAAUUAGUUAAGGAAUCAAAUAUAUAUAUAUUAUAUAAAUAUAUAGCAUACAAGAGAAGAACAAACAAUUAGAUCAUUGCACAAUAUAUUAAGAGAAGAUUAAAUACUUUCGUGUUUAUUGGUUCAUCAUGUAAAAGAAAUUAAAAUUACCUAAUUGAAAGAAAAUGUCAGUGACAAAUUGUAAUUGCGUUGAAAUCUCUUUAAAAGAAAAUUAAGAAAUAUGUAUGUAGUUAUGAAGCAACCGGAAAUUGUUUCUUGUUCAACUUUACCUUCAUUGUGAAUAAAUUCAAUAAACAAUUAAAUGAACAUAAA